GGGCGAGCAGCAGACGGGAACGUGACGCGGCCAUUGAGGAUAGCCGUCCCUUUUGCUACUCGCCCGGGCAAGUUAAGAGAGGAAGGUCAGGACUCGCUCCGCAGACUUUAGAACUAUAAAACCGCGUGCCCUCCAGGCCAGGACGCGGAGAAUACAAUCGUGUUCAGUUGGCGUAAGGGGUAGCGCGACGUGGCGGCCCGGACAGUAGUGGCAAAGUGUGAGAAGUUACGUGUAAUUUCUCUGGAGGCUCAGGCGCGGCUGGCGCAGCGCAAGGCGUCGACGGCGGCGCCGCUGUCGGGGGAGUGCACGCCCGCCUCGGCCACGCAGGGCUCCGAGGACGCCCUCGCGCCCGCCCUCGAGAAGGGCUACCCCUUCGCCCUGGUGCUGCGGCUGCGCGUGCUGCAGAUCGUGUGCGGCAUCUCGGUGAUGGUGAUGGGCACAGUGGCCUUCAUCGAGGAAGGUAGCGAGCUCAACUUGGGACUCGGCAUCCCGGCGGGCGCCGCCACGGUGCUUGCAGCAGCGGCCAGCAUCCACACCAGCCGGGGCUUCGGGGCUACGAUCGUCGUCGUGCGCGCCGGUCUCCCGUGGGCGGCGCUGCGCUUCCUGGGCGUCGCGCGGGGUGCGGCCCCGCUGGCGCUGCUGUGGGCGCGGCAUGCGCGCUGCACGGGCGCUGCUCUGGUGCAGGCGGCGCGCACGCUGGCGACGCCGUCGCCCCGGGCCUCCCGCGCCCACGGCCCGCCCCCCGCCCGCCCCGGCCGACGAGCCGCCCGCUCGCUCCCGGACGCCCCGCCCCCGCGCGGCGCCCUGGAGGGCGCCGCCAACGCGCCGCUGCCGCAGCCGCAGAGGGACUUCGUG
Molecule: messenger RNA, 855 nt
Organism: Gryllus bimaculatus (two-spotted cricket)
Lineage: Eukaryota; Metazoa; Arthropoda; Insecta; Orthoptera; Gryllidae
Source: the annotation of a GenBank genome assembly